Messenger RNA from Lottia gigantea (owl limpet), 1511 nucleotides. RefSeq lists its product as hypothetical. The coding region runs from base 1 to 1293 and encodes 430 amino acids. Gene Ontology annotation, molecular function: cell adhesion molecule binding. The transcript has 8 exons. The record is from RefSeq and is a predicted model, not a curated record. Gene Ontology annotation, biological process: cell-cell adhesion. NCBI's taxonomy places the organism in Eukaryota, Metazoa, Mollusca, Gastropoda, Lottiidae. Gene Ontology annotation, cellular component: cell-cell junction.
AUGUCCCUAAGGUAUUAUGAUAAUUUUACAGAUGGUCCAGAGAAUACACAAUUUAACCCUAAUAGUGAUAAUAUAGAUGUUAUAGAAGGAAAGAGUCAGAGUGUCAACUGUUUAGCUGAUUGUAAACCAGAUUGUAAGAUCAACUGGUCUAAAGAUGGUUCAACAACAAUUCUAAAUAACCCUUUAUCACUUAGUACUAGAGAUCAAACUGGUUCUUAUAACUGUACAGUUAGACAUACUGUAUUAAAUAAACAACUUACAAAACAACUUAAUGUCCAGAUUUAUUAUGGUCCUGAUGAACUUACUACAAGUAUCAAUAUAAUAGAAGAUGGGCCUGAUAGACUUACUUUCUCACAAGAUGUAACAAGUAUCAAUAUAACAGAAGGUAGAAAUCAAACUAUAUCAUGUUUAACUGAUUGUUAUAAAUGUAAUUAUAAAUGGACCGGACUAAUUUCAUCAUCAACUAAAGAUCUUGUAUUGACUCAAAUAAAAAGAAAUCAGGAAGGAAACUAUAGAUGUGAAGCUACCAAUAUUAAAAAUACCAACCCUAAAACAAGAUCUAAAUCUAUACAAGUUAAUGUACAUUAUCAACCUAAUAUAAUCAGUAUAACAUCUGAUGCUGUAAAUAACAAAACUGAUGAAGGUUCUGAUGUUAUAUUCAACUGUAAUGUUAAUAGUAAACCAGUAUCUACUAUAACCUGGUCAUCUUCUACUAGUACUGAUACUAACAAUGGUCAACAGUGGACAUUAACUCAAGCUAAAUGUCAAGAUACAGGAAUCUAUAUAUGUACAGCUAAUAAUGGUAUUGGUCAGUCAACUACUAAAUCCUUACCAUUAAAUAUUAGAUGUUCACCAAGAAUAAAUGGUGAUUUAAAAGAUGAAGUAAUGAAUAGACUAGGUGAAGAAGUUACAAUACUUAUUGAUGUUAUAGCCUAUCCUAAACCUAGUUUUAAAUGGAUACAAGAAUCAACAGGACAAGAAUUAACACCAGAUACAACUCAACAAGUAGCUACCAAUAAUUAUAUUUCAAGUUUAACAGUCACAAUACAACAAUCUUCAUUUGGUAACUACAUUGUAACUGUUAAUAAUAGUAUAGGUUGUGAUAAAAGUUACACUACAAAGAUUAUUGAUGGGGCCAAUAAGAAACUACCAGAAGAAAGUUAUGCAACGUUUUCCAAUAGAAAUCCUGAAGAAAGAAGAUAUGAAGAUUUAAAUACUCGUUCUGAAGUUAAUGAUAACAAUCAACAUAAUUCUGGAAAUGUAAAAGAAUAUGAAAAUAUGAGAAGAAAUUAAAUAUAACAGGCUGUAAUAUCUGUUCAGAAAUCAACCGUUCUAUACACAUUCCAAAAUGCCGUCUGAGAGCAAUAAAAAGGACGUUUAAAUACAGGGCAAGUUCACUUUGGAAUUCGUUACCCCAAUCUCUUAAAUUGUCUUCUGAAUUAAGUCGUUCUAAAGGUUGACUAAAGAAGUACACUGGUAUCUAGUUCAAAUUAAAAUUGUUGAAAAAAGUC